CUCUACUGGAGCUGCUGCUUGGUUAUUUGCAGUUGUACUGGUUCAAUUAAUCAUUUGCAUAUCUGAGAAAAUGUCUGCCUCUAAGACUAGUGAUAGGUGUAACAACAAUUCAAAACCUGGGGAAGAUGAAGACGAAUAUGAAAUCGACUUUAUCACUUUAAGGAAAGUUCCAAAGAAAAAAAAAACCCCAAUCAAGCUCACCAGAAAUGACAUUCCAUCUAAUGAUGGUACUAUCAAGGAAGACAUCAAAGAAACGAUAUUAGAUUCCAAAGAGGAUCCAAUUACUUUAAGCCCAGUCAAUUCAGAUAAAUUAAAUAGCUCGGAUAGCCUGAACUUGAAGAAACUGGAAAUACUCGAAGAAUCAAUUAAAAAUGAUCAAGACAAAGAGAAUAAAGAAAAUAAAGAAAAUAAAGAAAAUAAAGAAAAUAAAGAAAAUAAGAGUGAGAAUAAAAAUAUCCAUCAGAAUACCAAUGAAAAGGAAAAAAAUAUUGAAACUCAAGCCUUUAAAGUUGAUGAAAAUGCUGAUAAUACAGCGAAUAGAUUCUUAAAACAAACUCAAGACGAUGAAAUGAAAAAUAACCAAUCUAUUUAUUCUAAAAUAUUACAUUCCAAAUAUAACAAAUCAAAUUUUGCAAUUCCGAGAUUAGAUAAUAUGUAUUCUGAAAUGAAUAAUUCAAAUUUCACUGAUAGUUUUACUAAAAGUUUUACUGAACCUGAGGUUCAUAAUAAUUUAGUCAAUAAGGAUAUAAACGAUAAUGCAAGCAAAUAUUCAAUACACAAUGAAAAACCUGAUAAUUCCAAUGACACAAAGGAAGCUACUUCUUCAGACUUAAAUCCCGAAAUAAAGUCUUUUUAUAACUCAAGUAUUGAGUUGAAAGAAAAAUCAAGUAAAGAUCCCAACCAAAUUGAAGAAAAUCAUAAAAUAGAAGGAAAAAGUAACAGAAAAGUAAAUAAUUUAAAUGAUACCAAUUUCAAUGAACAAGCAAAUCAAUCAGCAACUUUAAAAACAAAUCAAGAAAAAACUAAAUCUUCAAAGAAAAAAAACCUUAAUACUAAAAAUAAUACAUCCUCAAAUUUAAAUUUGAAUGAGGUUUUAAAUAAAAAUAAAAAUAAAAAUAAAAAUGAAUUGAAUAGCAAUGCUUGUCAACCCAAGAAAACAGAUAAACAAGCUAAAGAGAACCAAAUAUUAAUAAAAGGAUUAAUGGAUUUAGUCCAUGAUGGUGAUUUAAAAACUGCAAAGAAUCAGAUUCAAAGCAUUGGAAAUUUAAUUGAUAUUCUUGACAAAGAAUUGAAUAAGAAUAAGGAUAUUUCAGAUUCUAAAAAGGAUCAAAAUUCAUUAUCUCAAAAAUUAGAAGAAGAAAAUAAAGAAAAUGAAGAAAAUAAAGAAAAUGAAAAAAAUGAAGAAAAUGAAAACGAAAACGAAAAAGAAAAAGAAAAAGAAAAAAUGAACAUUUCUGAAAAUAAAAAUAAAAGUGUUUCCAAAAAAAUAGAUUCAGAAACAAUUAAAUCCUUAGAAGUCUUGUUGCAUCAAAUUAAAAUCGAUAGCGAUGAAACUAAAGAAAGACAUUUUCGAGAAAAUAAAGCGUAUGAAUGGAGUAAAAGCUUUGUAUAUGAUCUUCCAUCAUAUUCAGUGUUUGGCAUUGGAAGGGAAAAUAAAAAUAGAAAUAGUGAUUCAACUUUAUUUAAAAACUACUUUACUUCAUAUAAUGAAUUGCAGGGAGGUGGAAGAUCCAAAGAUGUUUUUAAGAAUAGAAAGGGGGGUUUAAUUAAAGGAGAUCCAAUUUUAAAUAGAAAAAGAAGGAUAUCGAGAUUUAGAGGAUUUACAUAUUUGAAGAAUUUGUUAUCAUUGAUAGGAUUUUCAUUUAUUCUUUUAGUUGGAGUUGAUUUUGGAUAUCCGGGGUUUUUAUUACAAUUUGAUCCUAAUUUAAAGAAAGAAAGAGAAAAUGAAAAUGAAAAUGAAAAUCAUAGAGAGAUUGAAAAAGAAGAAGAAGAUAUUGGAUUGAAUGAGAGUAGUGAAAAUGAUAAUUCCAAAUAUCUUUUGGACGAGUCUGGAGAAUUAUUGAAACAUUUAACAGGUAGAUUUAAAUAAACUAGUUAAAAUCUAAUCUUAAAUCUUUCUUUUAUUGACAUUUUUUGGGUUUAUUUGUUGGUUUUUUUUGUUUUUUUUGGAUGCGUUUGUUCUUGAUUUUCGAAUUUUGUUUAAAUGAUUAUUUUUGUAAAUACGCAUAUAUCAAUAAACAAAAAUCAAAUUAAAUAUUAUUAAAUUUUUUCAAAAAAAGAGGUAAACAAGAAACUAAAAAAAAAAGCAGAAGCCUAAUAAAUAACAGUAUAACAAAAGCAUUAUUAAGAAGUAUAAACAAAAUAAACAAAAUAAACAAAAUAAACAAAAUAAACAAAAUAAACAAAAAACAAC
Molecule: messenger RNA, 2413 nt
Organism: Ascoidea rubescens DSM 1968
Lineage: Eukaryota; Fungi; Ascomycota; Saccharomycetes; Ascoideales; Ascoideaceae
Exons: 2
Coding region: 71-2089 (672 amino acids)
Source: RefSeq, a predicted model, not a curated record